AUGAGGGUACUCACAGUGAUUUUUCUAGUAUUUAUAAUAGCUUCUGCUAUUGUCACUACUAGUGGAGAGUCAGAGAAACCGGUGGAGUGUUUAAAACUGAAGAGCAAUUGUGAUCUCCGAUCGAACUCGUGCUGUCAAGAAAGUGAAAUUGGAAAUAGUAGCUCACUAGUUAAAAAGAUACACUGUGAUUACCUGGGAAAGAGAGUUUGCCUUGAAGCAGAUCAAAUUUAUCGCUACGAUGAUGUAAUCCUGAUAAAGACAUAUAAAGAUGACCCUGAUUUAAAUUUUUACUAUGAUAAAUACGUAAACUUCUUAUUAAAAAUUGAAGAGCGUCUAGUUUUGAAACCUUUUAUGGACAGAAUGUACGCAUCACCGUUUCCGAGAAGAAAUAAUGGAUAUGGCAAGAUGUAA
This is a messenger RNA of Cotesia congregata, 411 nucleotides long. Lineage: Eukaryota; Metazoa; Arthropoda; Insecta; Hymenoptera; Braconidae. The record is from the annotation of a GenBank genome assembly.